Messenger RNA from Aspergillus pseudotamarii, 3837 nucleotides. Its product is annotated as sodium/hydrogen exchanger 3. The record is from RefSeq and is a predicted model, not a curated record. Lineage: Eukaryota; Fungi; Ascomycota; Eurotiomycetes; Eurotiales; Aspergillaceae. Gene Ontology annotation, molecular function: sodium:proton antiporter activity. The coding region runs from base 1 to 3837 and encodes 1278 amino acids. Gene Ontology annotation, cellular component: fungal-type vacuole membrane; late endosome; early endosome. The transcript is spliced from 8 exons. Gene Ontology annotation, biological process: sodium ion transport; vacuolar acidification; proton transmembrane transport.
AUGACAGGUGCAGAUGAACGAGUAGCGGACGAGAUGUCUCCCUUAGUGAGACCAGGCAACGAUAACGACGCCGACGUCGACUUAAUAACAGCCCAAGAAAUGCAGAAUGGCAUUCGAGCGGAAGAUCCUGAACAUUUAUCAGAGACAAAGAGUAGCUGGUACCUCUUCUUAUUAACGCUGAGCAUUGGUGGACUCCAGAUUGUCUGGUCAGUUGAACUAUCGAAUGGAUCGCCUUUCCUUUUGUCUCUGGGAAUGAGCAAAGCUCUGCUCGCUUUCGUCUGGAUUGCGGGCCCCCUGACAGGAACGCUUGUGCAACCCUAUAUUGGUAUCUGCAGCGACAACUGUCGUUCAUCAUGGGGCAAAAGGAAGCCCUUCAUGGUAGUUGGCGGCUUGGCGACUGUUGUGGCAUUGCUUGCUCUUGCAUGGGUGAGGGAACUCGUGGGAGGUUUCCUCGGUAUAUUUGGCGCCGACCAGGCGUCUGCGGAGACUAGGACCGCGGUAAUAGUCUUUGCAACUAUUCUGAUGUAUUGUCUAGACUUCGCUAUAAACACGGUUCAAGCAGGUAUUCGGUGCUUCAUUGUUGAUAAUGCGCCGGCCCAUCAACAGGAAUCAGCGAACGCGUGGGCUAGCCGGCUCACUGGAGUGGGCAAUAUUCUGGGAUACAUUUUUGGAUAUAUUGAUUUGCCCCGCUAUCUCCCAUUCUUGGGAAAUACGCAGUUCAAAGUGUUGUGUGCACUAGCAUCUUUGUCACUUGUUAUCACGUUAUUGAUCAGCUGUCUAUAUAUCCAGGAAAGAGAUCCGCGGCUCGAACCCUCGGCAUCUACCGGAAAUCCUGGCGUUGUGGCCUUCUUCAAACAAGUUUUUAAGUCAAUUCAGUAUCUGCCACCCCAGAUUGCCAAAGUCUGUGAAGUCCAACUGGCUGCAUGGGUUGGGUGGUUUCCUUUCCUCUUCUACGCUACAACCUACAUCGGGCAGCUUUACAUUAACCCGAUCUUUGAUGAACACCCGAACCUUCCUGACAAUGAAAUAGACAGGGCCUGGGAGAAAGCUACUAGGAUCGGAACCUUUGCUCUUCUUAUAUAUGCAAUCAUUUCGUUUGUCACUAACAUAACAUUGCCGAUUUUUGUUGUCCCUACUUACAGAUCUGUUGUCUUAUCCGAUGAAACCAACACCUCUUCAGAUGAGAGAAGGCCAUUCAUAGAAACAAGGAGAAUGUCAUGCUCAAGCCUACCAGUUGGUACUGCAUCGGAGCCGCCUCCGACUCUUCCCGAUAAGCAGAAUAUCAAAGCUACAGACGGAUCAACGUGGCUGUCAAAACUGCAGAUCCCGGGGUUCACGCUCCGACGAGCUUGGCUCUUAUCUCAUAUACUCUUUGCGCUCUGCAUGUUUAGCACCUUCUUCAUCUACAGUUAUCAAGCGGCGACAGUGGUGAUUGGAAUAGUCGGUAUCUCCUGGGCUUUGACGCUCUGGGCACCUUUCGCGCUCAUCUCUGCAGAGGUCGCACGGAUUGACGCCGAACGUCGGGUUCGGCGAUAUCGGUCAGAGAUGGCAGAACAGUAUUCCGCCGACCACUCCACUCAGCCAAAUUUAGCCACAAACGUUGGUGAUCUGGAGGAUGGGCCCAGGAAGCCAACGGAUGAGGAAGAAAAUCUAGCCCAGGCGGGAAUCAUUCUCGGGCUUCACAAUGUCGCGGUCUCCUCACCGCAGAUCCUAUCCAGCUUGAUAUGCAGUGCUAUUUUCAAGAUGUCCCAGAAACCUAGAGGGAGAGCUGCGGACUCCGAAUCCGAUCCCGACGAAGAUGCUCCGGAAGCUGGCACCAAGGAGUUCUUCAGCUCUUGGGCGCUCUUUAUUCUGAUCAUGCUCUUGAUGUUUGCGCUAUUCACCAGUUACAUUCUCCAGCAGAAGAAGAUUCAAGCUGUCCAUGAAACUGUCCUUUCUAUUUUUGCUGGGAUGUUUGUCGGAUUGAUCAUUCGGUUGAGUCCCGAAUCGCCUAUUCAGGACAGCGUCACAUUCGACUACCAGUUCUUCUUCAACCUCCUCCUUCCUCCAAUUAUCCUGGCCUCGGGGUAUGAGCUACACCAGGCAAAUUUUUUUCGAAAUAUUGGAACUAUUCUUACCUUUGCGUUUGCGGGGACCUUCAUCUCGGCCAUCGUGCUGGGACUUGUUUUGUUUGUCUGGACGCGGAUCCCGCUGGAUGGCUUGAACAUUUCUUUUGUCGAAGCCAUCUCUGUAGGUGCCACGCUCUCUGCGACGGAUCCAGUUACUAUCCUCGCCAUUUUCAACCUGUACAAAGUCGAGCCGAAGCUUUACACCGUUAUCUUCGGCGAAUCGAUUUUGAAUGAUGCCAUCGCGAUUGUCUUGUUUGAGACCGCGCAAAAGUAUGCCGACAGCGAUGCAGGCUCUCUGACUGUUCUUAAUCUCUUUGAGGCCAUCGGUCUUUUCUUGCUUGUUUUCUUCGGCAGCAUGCUGGUAGGCAUGAUUGUAGGUAUCAUGACCGCAUUGGGUCUCAAACAUACACACGUCCGCCGCGUGCCCAAGAUUGAGAGUUGCCUAAUAGUUCUUAUCGCAUAUGCCAGUUACUUUUUCUCCAACGGUGUUCGUCUUUCUGGCAUUGUCUCCCUUCUGUUUUGUGGCAUUACAUUAAAACACUAUGCGUACUAUAACAUGUCGCGCCGGACUCAAUUAACGACGAAAUAUCUUUUCCAGGUGAUGGCACAAUUGUCAGAGAACUUUAUCUUCAUCUAUCUGGGUCUUGAUUUGCUUGUUCAAAGGAAUCUGCAGUUCAAGCCUCUUUUCAUCAUGGUAGCUGUCUUUGGCAUCUGCCUUGCCCGAUACCUCGCCGUGUUCCCGCUAUCUAAGGCGAUCAAUUGGUUCAUUCGUUACAGAGCCCGGCGACGCGGGAUGGAGGUCGCUGAUGAGUUGCCCUUUGCUUAUCAAGCAAUGCUCUUUUGGGCCGGGCUUCGUGGGGCUGUUGGUGUGGCGCUGGCUGCGGGCUUGACGGGUGUCAACGCGCCCGCGCUGCGAGCUACGGUGUUGGUCGUUGUCGUCCUGACGGUCAUAAUUUUUGGCGGCACCACAGCCCGAAUGCUAGAAAUCCUCGGUAUUAGGACUGGGGUGGUCGAGGAACUCGAAUCUGACGAUGAAUUUGAUAUUGAAGUUACCAACGGGGGAACGUAUUACAAACGAUCUGAUACCGCGCUGGGGUAUACUCCCCGCCGUAUGGACUCAACCAUUCCCUUGGACGGAGUGCAGCGGGGGGCCCUUGACCGAAACGAUAGCUAUUCAAGCGGCAAUAACCGCCGUCCCAGCCCGCCGCCAUCUAGUUCGGGCAAAGGCCGGAGACAUUCGCGUCUUUAUUCCAAUGCGUACAGCCAGAGGGACACGCAAACAACCCGCGACCGUUCAUCCACAGCGACUCUGCUUGGCGGCGGCACUGGAAGUCAUAGUGAUAGUGCGGGUAGCGAAGACGAGUUCGGUCUGCGGAGUCACGGUAAGGCCCGAGCGGCGGAUGUUGACCAAAUUGAUGCCUUUGAUAUAGACGUGGAUGAAGCACCCUCGGAUGAUGACCUUCCUCCUUCAGCUCCCACGGCUUCGCGACUGCGGCGGUCACCAUCCCAACCACCCCAAUAUCCGGGUUCUUCACAAGCAUCUCCUUCUGCCAAUGUGUCCCCAUCGAGGCGGGAGACAGCGCGGAGCGCUAGUCAAGCUAUUCGGGAUCUUUUUUCAGGAGGGUCAUCUGGAGAUCACGGCGCGUGGUUCCGGCAAUUGGAUGAGGACUACAUUAAACCCCGACUUUUGUUGGAUCAAUCGAACCAUAAGGGACCGGGUGCUGUGUAG